CGCACGUUGAAGAGUUAAGAUGACCAGUGCUCGGAGCUAGAGUCGCUCUCUCUCACAAAGGCGCAAGGGUUGCCUGUGGACCACAUGCCGACAGUAACAACAACAGCCGGGAUAUUGAUCAUUUCGUCGCACAUUCCGGAGGAAGCUACACCAUUUUAGUAGCGUAGAACAUUGCCAGUGCCCAGACGAACGAUGGUCGUACUUUAGUGACAGAGCGCAGUGAGUUUGCUAAUAGUGUCGGUCGAAAAGAAUUUCUGUUGUGCGGUUGGGAAAGAUUGUUCAAAAACUAUCGUGCUUAAAUGAUGACCCCAGCAAGGGGUGAAACGUGUGUGGCAUCCGGCAACCAGCCGGGCGAGAAGAUCGGUCACUCCGAAAUGGCCGCACGGACGAAAGCGACCACGGCGGGUUCGUCGUCAGCGUUCAGCUGCUGUCCGGCGAACGGCGAGAGCUCGUCGAUCGACGAUUCGAUCGAGCUGAACGAUAGUCAGGAAGGCGCCAACAACAACACGAUGUACCACAAUGGGCUGCUCGAGACGCAGGACUAUCGCUUCCCCAAGCGGCCGCCCGUCGACAUCGUGUUUCGCGACAUCCGCUACAACGUGAAGCGCUUCAACAUAUCGAAGGCAAAGUUUGAGUCGAAGGAGAUUCUUCACGGGCUGAAUGGAUCGUUCAAGUCGGGAGAACUGACCGCCAUCAUGGGUCCGUCCGGGGCGGGCAAAAGCACGCUGCUCAACAUCAUGGCCGGUUAUGUGUCGUCCGGUGUCAGCGGCAUGGUGCAGGUGAACGGCAAAAGCCGUUCGCACAAUUCGGAAAGCUUCCGCAAGCUGUCCUGCUACAUCCAGCAACACGAUGCCCUUCGACCCUGGCUGACGGUGAACGAGGCGAUGACCUGCGCGACCCACCUGAAGCUCGGCUUCGGGAUCGACCUUGCCGAGAAGCGCAAGCUGAUCGAGAAGAUUUUGUUCAUGCUCGGCCUGGAGCAGAAGGGCGCCACGCCGACGGCCGGCCUGUCCGGGGGCCAGAAGAAGCGGUUGGCCAUCGCGCUGGAAAUGAUCAGCAACCCACCGAUCCUGUUCCUGGACGAACCGACGACCGGGCUGGACAGUUCGUCCUGCGCCCAGUGCGUCUCGCUGCUGAAGCGGCUGGCCGAGGAUGGCCGGACGAUCGUGUGCACGAUCCACACGCCGAGUGCGCUCCUGUUCGAGAUGUUCGACCAGCUGUACACGGUCGUGCAGGGUCACUGCUUCUACCAGGGCCCCACCAAGGAGAUGCUUCCGUUUCUGGGCGAUCUCGGCUACCACUGCCCGAGCUACCACAAUCCCGCCGAUUUCAUGAUGGAGAUAGCGGUCGGUGAGUACGGGGCCGACGUCGGGAAGGUGAUCAAGGCGGCGCUCAAGAAGUAUUACGAAAUCAGCAGCCGCUGCAUCGAGCUGGAUUCCGAGUACGACGAUAACGAGAAACCAUCCCUGCAGAGCUUUGGCAUCGGCACGAAGGACGAAAUGUUUAAGUUGCAAAAGGAGGCGGAAGGCACGGACACAUCGUCGUACGAGGAAAAUGGCUCACUGACGAACACGAAACCUGCUUCCCUGAUCAUGCAGUUUCUGCUAUUGGUUUACCGAAACUUGCUGAUGACCCGGCGAAACUAUUUUUUGCUGUUCUGUAGAAUCUUGGCGCACGCGACGAUCGCCACCAUCUUCGGGUAUCUGUACAUCGGCGUGGGACCAAACGCAAACCAAGUGCUGGCGAACUACGUGUAUCUCUACGGUUCGAUGCUGAUGAUGGUUUACACCGGGAAAAUGGCCGUCGUGCUUUCGUUUCAAAUCGAGAUGGAAUCAUUGACGAGGGAGUACUUCAACCGCUGGUACAAGCUGGGUCCGUAUUUCCUGUCCGUGUUGGUCCUCGAGAUACCGGUGCAGAUUUUUUGCUCCCUGAUAUACGUCGUCAUCAGCUAUCAUCUGACGGGGAACUAUGUGAAUUUCGAACGCUUCUGCCUGUUUGCCUUGUUCUGCGUGGCCGGUUCGAUUUGCGCCCAAGCGUGGGGUUUCUUCGUAGGAGCAACACUCUCCGUGAAGCUGGCGGUGUUUAUUGGACCAAUCUUGGCGGUACUGUUCUCCGUGUUCGGUUUCUGCACGCGAUACGUUGAUAUUACACCAGUUUUCAAAUGGAUGUGGCACAUCAGCUACUAUCGGGCCAGCUUUCACGGGAUCCUGAACUCCGUUUACGGCAUGAACCGCGAAGAUCUGAACUGUCCGGAAACGACUAUCUAUUGCCACUUCAAGAACCCGGUGCUGUUCCAGAAGGACAUGGACAUCGAGCACGUCGACAUGCAAUCCAACUUUGUGCUAAUCAUGCUUAUCAUUAUCACGAUGUACAUCAGCACGCUUAUCGUGCUCUGGUAUAAGCUCAACAAACGGUAAACACCGGCGACGCACGGUUCGCGUGGCUCUUUCGUUGCUCUAGUGUUUUACGUUUGUAUCGUGCCUUGGUCACCUUCCUGCCACGGAUAGCGCACAGCCCUGGGG
This is a messenger RNA of Anopheles bellator, 2522 nucleotides long. RefSeq names its product ATP-binding cassette sub-family G member 1. Bases 300 to 2417 code for a protein of 705 amino acids. The transcript has 10 exons. Lineage: Eukaryota; Metazoa; Arthropoda; Insecta; Diptera; Culicidae. The record is from RefSeq and is a predicted model, not a curated record. Gene Ontology annotation, molecular function: ATP binding; ABC-type transporter activity; ATP hydrolysis activity. Gene Ontology annotation, cellular component: plasma membrane.